GCGUUGAGUCUAAGCUCUCAGGCCAAGAUGCCCAACAUCAAAAUCUUCAGCGGCAGCUCCCACCAGGACUUAUCUCAGAAGAUCACCGAGCGCCUGGGCCUGGAGCUCGGCAAGGUGGUGACGAAGAAAUUCAGCAACCAGGAGACCUGCGUGGAAAUCGGGGAGAGCGUGCGCGGGGAGGACGUGUACAUCGUGCAGAGCGGCUGUGGAGAGAUCAACGACAGCCUGAUGGAGCUGUUGAUCAUGAUCAACGCCUGCAAGAUCGCGUCCGCCAGCAGGGUGACCGCGGUCAUCCCGUGCUUCCCCUACGCCCGGCAGGAUAAGAAGGACAAAAGCCGCGCCCCCAUCUCUGCCAAGCUCGUAGCGAACAUGCUGUCCAUAGCGGGCGCCGAUCACAUCAUCACCAUGGACCUACACGCUUCUCAGAUCCAGGGCUUUUUCGACAUCCCGGUGGACAACUUGUACGCGGAGCCGGCCGUCCUGAAGUGGAUACGGGAGAACAUUUCCGAGUGGAGAAACUGCACAAUUGUCUCACCCGAUGCCGGCGGGGCCAAGAGGGUCACUUCCAUCGCGGACCAUUUGAACGUGGAUUUUGCCCUGAUUCACAAAGAACGGAAGAAAGCCAAUGAGGUGGACCGCAUGGUGCUUGUGGGCGACGUGAAGGAUCGGGUGGCUAUCCUGGUGGAUGACAUGGCCGAUACCUGUGGUACAAUCUGCCACGCGGCCGACAAACUUCUCUCGGAGGGAGCCACCAGGGUUUACGCCAUCUUGACUCAUGGCAUCUUUUCUGGCCCGGCCAUUCCUCGCAUCAAUGGUGCCUGCUUUGAAGCGGUAGUGGUCACUAAUACCAUACCUCAGGAGGACAAGAUGAAGCACUGCGCCAAAAUCCAGGUGAUUGACAUCUCCAUGAUUCUUGCCGAGGCCAUCCGGAGAACCCAUAAUGGGGAAUCCGUUUCCUACCUGUUCAGUCAUGUUCCCUUGUAA
Messenger RNA from Psammomys obesus (fat sand rat), 984 nucleotides. RefSeq names its product phosphoribosyl pyrophosphate synthetase 1 like 1 (gene Prps1l1). The coding region runs from base 28 to 984 and encodes 318 amino acids. Gene Ontology annotation, cellular component: ribose phosphate diphosphokinase complex; cytoplasm. The transcript has a single exon. Gene Ontology annotation, biological process: ribonucleoside monophosphate biosynthetic process; 5-phosphoribose 1-diphosphate biosynthetic process; purine nucleotide biosynthetic process. The record is from RefSeq and is a predicted model, not a curated record. NCBI's taxonomy places the organism in Eukaryota, Metazoa, Chordata, Mammalia, Rodentia, Muridae. Gene Ontology annotation, molecular function: magnesium ion binding; ribose phosphate diphosphokinase activity; ATP binding.